Lampris incognitus (smalleye Pacific opah) is the source of this 4562-nucleotide messenger RNA. RefSeq names its product zinc finger and BTB domain containing 41 (gene zbtb41). NCBI's taxonomy places the organism in Eukaryota, Metazoa, Chordata, Actinopteri, Lampriformes, Lampridae. The transcript has 11 exons. Gene Ontology annotation, molecular function: protein binding. Bases 145 to 2952 code for a protein of 935 amino acids. The record is from RefSeq and is a predicted model, not a curated record.
AGAAGGUGGGGCUUCUCUAGAUAUUCAGGAAAUAUAAAUAUUUUCCCUUGAAUAGCUGAACGUAUAUGGCAGUGGAUUACAUCGAUAACGUUGCCCGUAUUCAUUUGGUAAGAUAAAGAUCAAGUUCAUGAUAGUUCAUCAGCAAUGAAGAGGAAGGCCAAUCAUCCUCAGCCUCCCAAACAGAAUAGAAAGGCUAGUGCCAGCAGAGAAUGUGCCAUAGAGAUGGGAACAGUGGUGGCUUCCGAUACUACACCAAACUCAGAAACUGUGUUAAAGCCACCCUCUGAAAACAGGCACCUGUCCAUGACCCAGCACAAUCACAACCUUCUCAGGUUCUUAAAUGAGGAUAGGACGCGACAGAAAUUCUGUGAUGUGUCAGUGUCUGUUGAGGGCAAGCUCUACAGUGCCCACAAGGUGGUCCUGGCCCAUGGUAGCAGCUACUUCCAUGCUGAGCUGACCAAAAACCCUGCCACAGGUCACGUGAUCCUGGACCAUGUUGAGGAUUCUGUCUUCCAACACCUGCUUGGCCUCUUAUACACCUCUGAGUGUGUUGUCACCGAGACUGAGCUCCCAGCUCUAACAGAGGCAGCCCGCUUCCUGGACAUGAUGGAUAUCCUGAAGCUGUUGUGUGAGGGGGUGGAUGGCUGUCCAGUAACUGUGACCCCGGUCCAGACUGAGACAAGUGGGGCUCCUGAUGGAGAAAUGGCUGGCAGUGAAUUGCCGGCGGAAGGUACAGAAGUUCGAAACCCAUCUGAGAUUCAGUGUGCUCAUUCCAGCCAGAGAUUUUUGACUGAAACCUCCCUACAGAACCACUUGGUUACGAUUCAGAGUGGCAUCCAGCAGGCUGACAGAGAAGAAAAGGCAAAAAUGAUGCAUAAAAGGACUGAUACCGCACGGAGGUCGGCUCGCCGGAGGAGGGCACCAGGCAAGUAUGAGAAAGGCGAUAUGGAGCACACUGUUAACAACUCUGCAGAGAAACAAAUUGCCAUUUUAUCAAGGGAGGAAGAAGAAGAGGAAGAGGGAGAAAACAUAAAGCAAGACAUGAGAGACACAUCCAACCCAGUCCAAGGAGAAGAGGAAGAGGAGAAAGAAGAGAGGGAUGUGAAUGAGAAGGAAUUGGCUGGCCAUCAGAAAACUGCCCUUGUUUGUGGUGAGGACAAGAGUGUACGUCAGCAAAAUACAGCAGUUAAAGAAACGGAACAGCAGCAGACUGUUGCAGAGGUGGAGGUGUAUGUUCCAACAGAAGAAAGCUCCAGCCAAGCACCAGUAUACCCUGAAGGUCUGGCUCCUGUCAUCAUUCAAACCUCCAGCAAAAAGACUCUCAAGUGUCCCAAAUGUGACAAGACCUUUGACCGUGCAGGGAAGUAUGAGAGUCACACCAGGGUGCACACUGGAGAGAAGCCAUUCCAGUGUGAUGUCUGUCUACAGCGCUACUCCACCAAGUCUAACCUGACUGUACACAAAAAGAAGCAUGCCAGUAAUGCUCCUUUCCAGAAAAAGGAGCAUAAGUGCCCCUUCUGUAACAAACUUCAUGCCAGCAAGAAAACUCUAGCCAAACAUGUUAGGAGGUUUCAUCCAGACCACAUCCAAGAAUUUCUCACCAUGAGGAAGAGGAAGAGUGAAGGCUGGAAAUGUGCUAUAUGUCUCAAGACCUUCACACGCAGGCCUCAUCUGGAAGAGCACAUGAUUCUCCACACCCAAGACCGGCCUUUCAAAUGUACCUUCUGCGACGAAUAUUUCAAGUCCAGGUUUGCCAGACUGAAACACCAAGAAAAGUACCAUUUAGGUCCAUUUCCCUGUGAGAUCUGUGGCCGACAGUUCAAUGACACAGGCAACAGAAAAAGGCAUAUUGAAUGUACACACGGGGGCAAAAGAAAAUGGACUUGCUUUGUUUGUGGGAAAUCAGUAAGAGAAAGGACAACCUUGAGGGAGCACUUGCGCAUUCACAGUGGAGAGAAGCCUCACCUCUGUAGUAUCUGUGGCCAGAGUUUCCGGCAUGGCAGCUCCUACAGGCUUCAUCUCAGAGUCCACCAUGAUGACAAGCGGUAUGAGUGUGACCAAUGUGGAAAAACCUUCAUACGCCAUGAUCACCUGACCAAGCAUCAAAAAAUACACUCAGGGGAGAAAGCACAUCAAUGCGAGGAAUGUGGAAAGUGUUUCAGGCGGCAUGAUCAUCUGACUGUCCACUACAAAAGUGUUCACCUGGGAGAGAAAGUGUGGCAGAAGUAUAAAACCGCUAUGCAUCAGUGUGAGGUUUGCAAGAAAGAAUUCAAAGGAAAGUCCAGUCUAGAAAUGCACUUCAGGACCCACUCUGGUGAAAAACCCUACAGAUGCACGGAGUGCCACCAGACUUUCCGCAUCAAGAAGACCCUGGUGAAGCACAUGGUGAUCCACUCUGAUGCCCGUCCCUUUAACUGCCCCCACUGUAGCGCUACCUUUAAAAGGAAAGACAAGCUCAAGUAUCACAUAGACCAUGUACACAGCUCCAAGUUCACCGAGCAGCCGCUAGGGGCGCUGAGCGAGGUCAAGAUAAUCUCGCUUCCUUAUGAAGAACCUUCAAAGGUGUACCGGGCUGAACCUAAAUCGGCUCUUCAGGGUGCCCCUGCUGCUACUAAUGUCUGUGUUCCCGUAACUUUAGCACCUGUCCAGAUGGCAGGAGUCACAGGAGGGCAGGGUGACUUGAGCAACCAUGGGGUGUCAAUCUCCACCCAACCCCACAGCAUCCUUACCAUGCAGACCCAGGGGCAGCAGCAGUCUUCAAGCUACCAGACUGCCACAGACCUAAUCUUUCUUGAAAAAUACACACUUACCCCACAGCCUGCCAACAUUGUCCACCCUGUGAGACCAGAUCAGAUGCUUGACCCCAGAGAACAGUCCUACCUAGGGACAUUACUUGGACUGGACUCGGCCUCCUCUGUGCAAAAUAUCUCCAACUCUGAUCACAGUCACUGAAAUCCUGUGGCCUCAAGCUUUUAGUCAAACAAACUCAGUGUUGUUGUUUUUUUUAAACGGACACCUAUGAACACCCUGGUAGUUGCAGUGAUGUUUGAGCAAUCCUCAUCCCAGCAGUCCAACUGAAAGGAAAUUUGCAAGUGCUAUUACGUCAACAUCUUCUUUAUUGCCAAACAAAUAUGUCAUGGUUGAAGCUAGGUUUUGGCUAUUGAUGGUGUAUCUGUUGGGAAAGGUCUUCAACAAGCUUGUUCUGUCAUAUUUGCAUGUUAGCCACAAGAACUUCAUUUCUACAAACUUGUUAUCUGCCUUCUGUAUUUGGCUGCUACAUUGAAGAUGUAAAAUGUCAUGCAGCAUGUAAUUUUUCCUGGUAAAGCUCUCCUCGAAAGUGACCGAUAGAAAGUAUCAGAAAGGACAUUUGUUUUCACAUAAAUCAAAGCAAAAGAAAAACCCACACCAUUAAUUCUGAAUAAGUGUAUGUCUAAAUAUUUUUCAUGAACAUUUGUGCAAAAGCUCAAUGUUUGAAAGGCUGAAUACAAUUUCUACAUUUGUGUGUAAAGGCCAGUGUACACAAAGCUUGCUUUGAGGGGCUCAGAAUUUGUUCACGCGUUAUCAAACACAGGUUUUGGCAGGUCAUGACAUUAAUAUCAAUUUUAGAAAUAAUACAAUGAAUCCAGCUGAAUUGUUGUAAUUUAUGGUCAGGUGUGUUAAGAAGCAAUUUCUACUACUUUCAGCUGCUCCCGUUAGAGGUCACCACAGCAGAUCAUCCAUUUCCAUCUCUUCCUGUCCUCUGCAUCUUCCUCUGUCAUAAAAGCCACCUGCAUGUCUUCCUUCGCCACAUCCAUAAACCUCCUCUUUGGUCUUCCUCUUUUCCUCUUGCCUGGCAGCUCCAUAUUCAGCAUCCUUCUCCCAAUAUACCCAGCAUCCCUCCUCCGCACAUGUCCAAGCCAUCUCAAUUCUGCCUCUUUUGCUUUGUCUCCAAACUGUACAACCUGAGCUGUCCCUCUAAUAUACUCGUUCCUAAUCCUGUCCUUCUUUGUCACUCCCACCGAAAAUUAGCAUCUUCAACUCUGCCACCUCCGCCUCCUGUCUUUUCAUCAGUGCCACCAUCUCCAAACCAUACACCAUAGUUGGUCUUACCACCAUCUUAUAAACCUUCCCUUUAACUCUUGCUGGUACCCUUCUGUUGCACAUCACUCCUGAUACUCUUCUCCACCAACUCCACUGUGCCUGCACUCUCUUCUUCACCUCUCUUCUACACUCCCUGUUACUUUGAACAGUUGACCCCAAGAAUUUGAACUCAUCUACCUUCACCACCUCCACUCCUUGCAUCCUCACCAUUUUGCUGUCCUCCCUCUCGUUCAUGCAUAUGUAUUCUAUAUUGCUCCUACUGACUUUCAUUUCUAUUCUCUCGAGUGCAUAUCUCCACCUAUCCAGGCUCUCCUUAACCCAUUCCCUACUUUCGCUACAGAUCACAAUAUCAUCCCUGAACAUCAUAGUCCACAGAGACUCCUGCCUGAUCUUGUCCGUUAACCUGUCCAUCACCAUUUCAAACAAGAAAGGGCUCAGAGCCGAUCCUUGAUGUAAUCCCACCUCCACCUUGAACCCAUCUG